CGCCCGCGAUGGCGAGCCCGCCGCGGCACGGGCCGCCCGGGCUGGCGAACGGAGACGGCCCCAACCUCAACAACAACAACAACAACAACAACCAUAGCGUGCGCAAGUGCGGCUACCUGCGCAAGCAGAAGCACGGCCACAAGCGCUUCUUCGUGCUGCGCGGGCCCGGCGCGGGCGGCGACGAGGCGACGGCGGGCGGGGGGUCGGCGCCGCAGCCGCCGCGGCUCGAGUACUACGAGAGCGAGAAAAAGUGGCGGAGCAAGGCAGGCGCGCCGAAACGGGUGAUCGCGCUCGACUGCUGCCUGAACAUCAACAAGCGCGCCGACGCCAAGCACAAGUACCUGAUCGCCCUCUACACCAAGGACGAGUACUUCGCCGUGGCCGCCGAGAACGAGCAGGAGCAGGAGGGCUGGUACCGCGCGCUCACCGACCUGGUCAGCGAGGGCCGCGCGGCCGCCGGAGACGCGCCCCCCACCGCCGCGCCCGCCGCGUCCUGCAGCGCCUCCCUGCCCGGCGCCCUGGGCGGCUCUGCCGGCGCCGCCGGGGCCGAGGACAGCUACGGGCUGGUGGCGCCCGCCACGGCCGCCUACCGUGAGGUGUGGCAGGUGAACCUGAAGCCCAAGGGUCUGGGCCAGAGCAAGAACCUGACGGGGGUGUACCGUCUGUGCCUGUCGGCGCGCACCAUCGGCUUCGUGAAGCUCAACUGCGAGCAGCCGUCGGUGACGCUGCAGCUCAUGAACAUCCGCCGCUGCGGCCACUCGGACAGCUUUUUCUUCAUCGAGGUGGGCCGCUCGGCCGUCACAGGCCCCGGCGAGCUGUGGAUGCAGGCGGACGACUCGGUGGUGGCGCAGAACAUCCACGAGACCAUCCUGGAGGCCAUGAAGGCGCUCAAGGAGCUCUUCGAGUUCCGGCCGCGCAGUAAGAGCCAAUCGUCGGGGUCGUCGGCCACGCAUCCCAUCAGCGUCCCCGGCGCGCGCCGCCACCACCACCUGGUCAACCUGCCCCCCAGCCAGACGGGCCUGGUGCGCCGCUCGCGCACCGACAGCCUGGCCGCCACCCCGCCGGCGGCCAAGUGCAGCUCGUGCCGGGUGCGCACCGCCAGCGAGGGCGACGGCGGCGCGGCGGCGGGAGCGGCGGCCGCGGGCGCCAGGCCGGUGUCGGUGGCUGGGAGCCCCCUGAGCCCAGGGCCGGUGCGCGCGCCCCUGAGCCGCUCGCACACCCUGAGUGGCGGCUGCGGCGGCCGCGGGAGCAAGGUGGCGCUGCUGCCGGCAGGGGGCGCGCUGCAACACAGCCGCUCCAUGUCCAUGCCCGUGGCGCACUCGCCGCCCGCCGCCACCAGCCCCGGCUCCCUGUCGUCCAGCAGCGGCCACGGCUCGGGCUCCUACCCGCCGCCGCCCGGCCCGCACCCGCCUCUGCCGCAUCCGCUGCACCACGGCCCCGGCCAGCGGCCCUCCAGCGGCAGCGCCUCCGCUUCGGGCUCCCCCAGCGACCCCGGCUUCAUGUCCCUGGACGAGUACGGCUCCAGCCCAGGCGACCUGCGCGCCUUCUGCAGCCACCGAAGCAACACGCCCGAGUCCAUCGCGGAGACGCCCCCGGCCCGAGACGGCGGCGGCGGCGGCGGUGAGUUCUACGGGUACAUGACCAUGGACAGGCCCCUGAGCCACUGUGGCCGCCCCUACCGCCGGGUCUCGGGGGACGCGGCCCAGGACCUGGACCGAGGGCUGCGCAAGAGGACCUACUCCCUGACCACGCCAGCCCGGCAGCGGCCGGUGCCCCAGCCCUCCUCUGCCUCGCUGGAUGAAUACACCCUGAUGCGGGCCACCUUCUCGGGCAGCGCGGGCCGCCUCUGCCCGUCCUGCCCCGCGUCCUCUCCCAAGGUGGCCUACCACCCCUACCCAGAGGACUACGGAGACAUCGAGAUCGGCUCCCACAGGAGCUCCAGCAGCAACCUGGGGGCAGACGACGGCUACAUGCCCAUGACGCCCGGCGCGGCCCUCGCGGGCAGUGGGAGCGGCAGCUGCAGGAGCGACGACUACAUGCCCAUGAGCCCCGCCAGCGUGUCCGCCCCCAAGCAGAUCUUGCAGCCCAGGGCCGCCGCCGCCGCCGCCGCCGCCGUGCCCUCUGCGGGGCCUGCGGGGCCAGCACCCAUUUCUGCGGCGGGCAGGACAUUCCCGGCGAGUGGGGGCGGCUACAAGGCCAGCUCGCCCGCCGAGAGCUCCCCCGAGGACAGUGGGUACAUGCGCAUGUGGUGCGGUUCCAAGCUGUCCAUGGAGCAUGCAGAUGGCAAGCUGCUGCCCAACGGGGACUACCUCAACGUGUCCCCCAGCGACGCGGUCACCACGGGCACCCCGCCCGACUUCUUCUCCGCAGCCCUGCACGGUGGCGGGGAGCCGCUCAGGGGCGUUCCCGGCUGCUGCUACAGCUCCUUGCCCCGCUCCUACAAGGCCCCCUACACCUGUGGCGGGGACAGCGACCAGUACGUGCUCAUGAGCUCCCCCGUGGGGCGCAUCCUGGAGGAGGAGCGUCUGGAGCCUCAGGCCACGCCAGGGCCCAGCCAGGCGGCCAGCGCCUUCGGGGCCGGCCCCACGCAGCCCCCUCACCCUGUAGUGCCUUCGCCCGUGCGGCCUAGCGGCGGCCUAGGCGGCGGCCGCCCGGAGAGCUUCUUGGGCCAGCGCGGCCGGGCGGUGAGGCCCACGCGCCUGUCCCUGGAGGGGCUGCCCAGCCUGCCUAGCAUGCACGAGUACCCACUGCCACCGGAGCCCAAGAGCCCCGGCGAGUACAUCAACAUCGACUUUGGCGAGCCCGGGGCCCGCCUGUCGCCGCCCGCGCCUCCCCUGCUGGCGUCGGCGGCCUCGUCCUCCUCGCUCUUGUCCGCCAGCAGCCCGGCCUCAUCGCUGGGCUCAGGCACCCCGGGCACCAGCAGCGACAGCCGGCAGCGGUCUCCGCUCUCCGACUACAUGAACCUCGAUUUCAGCUCCCCCAAGUCUCCUAAGCCGGGCGCCCCGAGCGGCCACCCCGUGGGCUCCUUGGACGGCCUGCUGUCCCCCGAGGCCUCCUCUCCGUAUCCGCCGUUGCCCCCGCGUCCGUCCGCGUCCCCGUCGUCGUCUCUGCAGCCGCCGCCACCGCCGCCGCCCCCGGGGGAGCUGUACCGCCUGCCCCCCGCCUCGGCCGUUGCCACCGCCCAGGGCCCGGGCGCCGCCUCAUCGUUGUCCUCGGACACCGGGGACAAUGGUGACUACACCGAGAUGGCUUUUGGUGUGGCCGCCACCCCGCCGCAACCUAUCGCGGCCCCCCCGAAGCCAGAAGCUGCCCGCGUGGCCAGCCCGACGUCGGGCGUGAAGAGGCUGAGUCUCAUGGAGCAGGUAUCGGGAGUCGAGGCCUUCCUGCAGGCCAGCCAGCCCCCGGACCCCCACCGCGGCGCCAAGGUCAUCCGCGCAGACCCGCAGGGGGGCCGCCGCCGCCACAGUUCCGAGACCUUCUCCUCCACCACGACGGUCACCCCCGUGUCCCCGUCCUUCGCCCACAACCCCAAGCGUCACAACUCGGCCUCCGUGGAAAAUGUCUCUCUCAGGAAAAGCAGCGAGGGCGGCGUGGGUGUCGGCCCUGGAGGGGGCGACGAGCCGCCCACCUCCCCACGACAGUUGCAGCCGGCGCCCCCUUUGGCACCGCAGGGCCGGCCGUGGACCCCGGGUCAGCCCGGGGGCUUGGUCGGUUGUCCUGGGAGCGGUGGAUCGCCAAUGCGCAGAGAGACCUCUGCCGGCUUCCAGAAUGGUCUCAACUACAUCGCCAUCGACGUGAGGGAGGAGCCCGGGCUGCCACCCCAGCCGCAGCCGCAGCCGCCGCAGCUUCCUCAGCCGGGAGACAAGAGCUCCUGGGGUCGGACCCGAAGCCUCGGGGGUCUCAUCAGCGCUGUGGGCGUCGGCGGCACCGGCGGCGGGUGCGGGGGGCCGGGUCCCGGUGCCCUGCCCCCUGCCAACACCUACGCCAGCAUUGACUUCUUGUCCCACCACUUGAAGGAGGCCACCAUCGUGAAAGAGUGAAGAUCUGUCUGGCUUUAUCACCAGGAUGUCACAUGUCAGAGAAUAUCAUUAAAAGAAGAUGCUCAGCAUUGUUUCAGCCCGAAGCUGCUUGCAGUUUUCUUUUGGAUCUGAGCAAUGACUGUGUUUGGAAACAUCUGUGGACUCUGUUAGAUGAGGCACCAACAAGGCAAGGUCACCUGCCUCUUUCCCUUGUUCCCGGAUGGGGCAUUCAUCAUUGUGCUGUUUGCGUUUUGUUUUGUUUUGUUUUAACAAAAUUAGCCGAAGAAGUUAUUCUCAAGAAAAUUGGAUGUUUUCAUUGGCCUUCUUAAAUUGUGGCCAGUGUCUUAAUUUCUUCUUCUUUUCCUUUUGGCAAAGCAGAUAUAACCCUCAGCAUGCUAGGAGAGUGCACCCGUACCUAUGGAAGUGGUAAAAUCUGGUAUUUACUGGCUUACACUCAAAACGACCACAGUCCUACCUCAGUUCAAGGUAAAGCCGGAUUUCCGUGGCGGGGGUCCGACAGGACCUCCUGUAGUAGCCCCUGCGCUGUGUGUCUGGAGCGCGGUCCUCGGCCUUAUUGAAAUGGUCCAAGUAGACAGCUGCUUGUUGGAUUCCAGUGCAGGUACCUGCGAUGUUUACGUCCACACCGAGCCCAGUGUGGGACUGACAUUUCUCAAUGGAAGUGAAAUUUGGGAUUGGACUUUGAAGACGGAUUACUAAAUAAUAAUUAUUAUAUGUAACUGAAGCAACCUACUUUUGAAAAUCAACUGUAUUGGGUAGUGGGAGGUGGGAGGGAAGGGCUUUGGGAAGGGGAUGAAUAUCUCUUUUUACCUUUAACAGACUUGUUUAAUCUUCUCGAUGUAGAUGUUUAUGUAGGUACUUCACAUUGCAAACGCCUUUUAUUCUAUUUACAAGCUCAGAUGUCUCUGCUCUCCUGAAUCUUGGGCAUGCCUUUCUGUAACCAAAAAUCCCUGUAGGCGUGCUAGCAAUUCCAGGGUGGUCCGGGUUUGGCAGAUUUGAUUUUUAAAAAAUGUAUUAUCUUUAAUAAAAUGUUAUUAUGUCAACCAGUGAGGCUGCCCUGAACAAAAAAACAAAAAGAAAAAAAAAAAAAAGGAAAGAAAGAAACUGAUAAAAAGAGGCAUUCCAGCCCUUAUGUUAUUGAUGGAAAAAGAAAAAGAAGAAAAGCGAUCUCGCAGUACAUGUUACUUGUCGAAAAAAUUCCGGACAAGACUACCCUUGUUUUAUGUUUUCGGUAUUCUGAAAAUACCAGUGUGUGGCAGUUCUCGCAGAUGUUACCUAAAACUGCUGAACUUGACCGGCAGAAUGUUCUGCCAUUUUCUGCUCCCUCGACACUUGAUCGGAGGGCUGUCGACCUCUCCUCCCGUGGGGGCUUCCCCAGUGCCUAUCUUCUCUGAUAGUCAUGGAGAGGUUACACUAAUUCAUUGGAGAUGUAAGUUGUUGGUUUUGUUUUGUUUUUAGAAAAAUAUAUAUAAAUAUAUAGAUAUAUAUCACUAUAGAAUAAUGCAUUAAUAAAAUGAGGCUUUUUUAGAGGAAGACCAAAAAAUUCAAUGUCUUAAAAAUAUAUUUAAUGGCAAUGCAAAAGUCUUCCUGCUUCCGUGCUGAACUUUAGAACAGAGGAUUGUAUUGCAAGACAAAGUUGAAUGUAAAGUGAUCUCCCUGAACAUUUUUAAGGUUUUACUUUUCUGAAAUUAUACAUCACAGCAGUGCAUAGGCCAUAUAAUGUUAGCUGGAAGGUCAAUUUCAGUGUAUGAUAUACUUUAUUAAGAUGUAUAAAACAUCCUGAAGUUUUUAUUUAGUUUUGGGAAUAGGCAUCAAUGGGUGGUAUUUGCUUUGUAACUCCCCCCAGGUACGAUAGGGACUGAAUAUGGACCCUGCUGAAAGCAGCGUAUUGACGCAUAUUUAACUCGCCCUCUAUCUGUAGAGUAGUCAUGACACUAUACAGAUGGUUCAUGUUCAUACUGCAGCCUAAAACAAGCAAAAUACACAGAUGAUAAUAUACUAAAUUUUCCUCUAUCCUGUACAUUUCAAAAAAAGGCAUAUGCAAUAUUUACAUUUUUAAUUUAGUUUACAGAAUGGAACCAAAAUGUAUAAAUGUUAUGUUUGCUAAAACUUCACAAUGUAUAUUGGGUCUUUGUACAUUUUGCCUGACUUACCUUAAAUUUAAAAUAUUUUUUGCUAUAUAAACUUUAACAGUUAUUAAACAGUGUUUUCUUUUUGGGUACGUAUUGUUUCUGGAUAUCAAGAUGUUAAAUAUAUUUCUUGCUAUUGUGAUAUGACAAGAGACUUAACUUAUCUUGCUCUGUCUUCCACUGUACACGCUGUAUAUAGGGGUCAAUGUGAUGCUGCUGGAGACGAGAAUAAACUGGACUAGAAUAGUGCAUUGUAUUUAGUCUGUAUUGAUCAUGGAUGCCCUCCUUAAUAGCCAUAUGCAAUAAAAUAAAGUACAUUAUUUAUGAAAUGAA
Molecule: messenger RNA, 6499 nt
Organism: Gorilla gorilla gorilla (western lowland gorilla)
Lineage: Eukaryota; Metazoa; Chordata; Mammalia; Primates; Hominidae
Gene: IRS2
Product: insulin receptor substrate 2
Exons: 2
Coding region: 9-4040 (1343 amino acids)
Biological process (GO): insulin receptor signaling pathway
Cellular component (GO): cytosol; plasma membrane
Molecular function (GO): phosphatidylinositol 3-kinase binding; insulin receptor binding
Source: RefSeq, a predicted model, not a curated record